Messenger RNA from Aegilops tauschii subsp. strangulata, 2585 nucleotides. RefSeq lists its product as uncharacterized. The record is from RefSeq and is a predicted model, not a curated record. Lineage: Eukaryota; Viridiplantae; Streptophyta; Magnoliopsida; Poales; Poaceae.
GCGCGCUGAGCUGAGAUGAGGUGAGCUAGCUAGAGCACAAGUCGACAUGGGCUUCUUGCACUUUAAUACCAAUAGUGACAUCUUGCACAGUUGCGUCGCACACGACUACACAGAUUUUAACACGACCAUUUUUUACAACCUAACCAACUCCUAUGUCGCCCAGUUCAACCACACCAGCACCUUGCUCACCUCCAUCAUCAUGUUCGUCCUCGCAGCGCUCUUCUUCAACCUCAACCUCUUCAGCAGGCUCUCCGACGUCAGCGCCAUCCUCGACCCCAGCGUCCGCCUCUUCAUCACCUCCGCGCUCUCCCUCUUCCUCCCCGUCAUGUCCUACCUCUUCUCCGAGGCCAGGAACGCCACCGGUGGCGCCCGCUCCAAGUUCACGGACGAGCUGCCCCUGCGAGCCCGGCUCAUCCUCAUCUGGAUGCUCCUUGUGGAGCUCCUCCGCAAGAAGGCCGAGGAGAUCCACAUGCAGGGUUACUCCGGCACCAUGGACCGUGUGGGGCGUGUCCUCUUGCUGGGGAGCUUCGUCUUCUUCCACCUGCAUGAUGCUGGCAAGCGGUCCAUGCUGGGCAUCCUCUGGCUUCUCUGUGCCACUAGGCUGGUACAGAGGAUCGUCUUCACCGAGGUCGGGAAACGCUCCCUUGCCUACGGUGUAGGCAAGAACGCUAGGCUCAUCACCUCCUACAUGGCUCAAGUGCUCGAAGAAGAUCAAAUGGAGCACCGUCACCAUAGCCUGGAUGGAGACGAGCUACUCAGGAGGUGCAAGUACGCGGUGAUGGAAGAAGAGAAUCUGGUGGUUCAGGCCAGCCCGGAUGGCUACCGCCUAACCAGCGACGCCGCCGCCGUCACCGUCGGCAAGAUCUGGGGGCUUGCCGAGAUCUCUUCCCUGGACGGAGAUAAACGUCUGAGGCAGCUCUGCCUCUCCUUUGCACUCUUCAAGCUGCUGCGCCGGAGGUUCGAGCGCCUGCCGGCAAUGACCGCGGCGGAGACCCGCAGCUACCGGGAACUCAUCUUCAAAGGUAUGCGCACCGACAUAGAGAAAGAGACAGCAGGGGCAAGCACGGACACGGCGGAGGCCCUGUUCCGGCUGACCAACGACGAGCUCAGCUUCCUAUGCGAGUAUUACCACCCGGUCGUCCCCGUCGUCCUGGCAAGUCCCUUCUUCCUGCUCGCCAACUACUUGCUGCUCCCGAUGCUCGUCCUCGUCCUCUGCCUCGUCCUCAUCGUCCUCUGCACCAACGGCGACAUCGGCUACGCCCGGGACAGCAUCAAGGACGACAACUACUUUACUUUCUUCAGCGUAACCACUAUGAUGACCGGGUGCCUGCCUAAAAUCUUUACUUCCCGCUUAGUUUUCUUCUCCUUCUUGGACUUCUCCAUCACCUCGCUCCUAUUCCUCAUGGUUGUCUACGAGGAAGUGUGGGAGUUCCUCGUCCUUGUGCUCUCCGACUGGUUCAUGGUGUCACUGCUAUGCAAGUACGCUGUGAAACCCGACGGGCGCCUUGGCCGCGUCUUCCACUGGGCCAUCCACGGCAUCACGGGGAUGCGAAGCAUCAUGCAUCGCCCACACAUUAGCUUCAACCAGCUCUGUGUGGUGAGGUUUUGCUGGCUAGCAAUGCCGUUUUCGUUCUCGCUCCCCGUGACGCUGCCCAUCAUACCAUUACCAGCCAUGCCUGUGCCGGACCAGGUGAAGCUUUCCAUCAUGGAAUAUCUCGCCAACGAGUUGCACGACCUUCAUGGCAACCCUACCUCACUUACACUGAGCAGAGGCGGGUUCGCGCUUGCAGACCACACGGAUCUCUUGCCUUUCUGCGAGAGUGACAGUGUCGCCGAGGUUAUCCUUACUUGGCACAUCGCCACCAGCCUCUUCGAGGUGAUGCAUUCCACAACCUCUGAUGAUCAUGCUCAGGCUCAGAGCCUGUCCAAGUACUGCGCUUACCUUGUGGCCAUCCACCCGGAGCUGCUCCCCGAAUACCAGGAGAGCACGGAGCUCGUGUUCAAGGACAUGAUGCUCGAGCUGAGUGGUGUACUCGGGUUCUGGCGCUGCUACUUCUCGCCGUGCGUCAACACCCGGUACAACAAGAUCAUGGGCGCCCCAGAGCAGCCGAGCAGCAUGCCAAGAAAUGUCGUGAAAAGAGGCGCGGAGUUAGCAAAGAAGCUGGAGAAGAAAGCUCGUGAUGCCAAGGAUUCUGGGGAAGCGGUGUGGAAGCUGCUGGCAAAUCUUUGGGUGGAGCUCGUCGUCUACGUCGCGCCAUCCAAUGACGAUGGUUGUAUAAUGGGGCACGAGAAACUGCUAGUUAAGGGUGGCGAGUUCAUCACCAUGCUCUGGGCGCUGGCCUCGCACGCCGGCAUAAGCCGUCCAGCCGAUAUACCACGGGCGCACGUCGCAAUUGAACGUGUGACUGACGUUAUUGUAUAGAUUAUAGAUGGAUCUAGGUCGGUCUGUAUCUAUUUUAAUCUCGUGGUACGUGUGCAUGAAGUGUGCUGUGCUGGCUUGCGGCUUGCCAUGUGUGUGUGUGUGUGUGUGAUGUUUUCUUUUUUUAGUUUAUGUGUGACAUCAUCACAAACGGUUUGGGGUUUCA